UUCAUAUUUAUUUUUUAUUAUUUUGUUAUUAUGUUACUUCUUUGAGAUAUUGUUAUAUUGAAUAUUGAUUGAGCUGCAUUGCAGAGUUGUGAUUACGCAGUGAUGCCAUUUUGAGCUCAAAGCACUAUCACGCACACAAGCGAGAACUGCUACAUCAUAUGUUCGUGCGCACUCCGAGUGUACAUCAUUCGCUUCGAGCGCACACGACUAUCACGUGACCCCAUUUAUGGCGCCUAAGACCAUGGUUUUUGCGCCUCGAAAAUUCGAAAGGUGUUGCGAUUCAAAGCGUGUGACUUCUUGUUGAGAAAGAUAGCUAGUGUCCGGAAUCAGCAGAAUACUUCCAAAUCAUCAUCUCAAGUUUUCACUCUUGACAUUGGAAAUUGUUUGAAACGAGGAGACAACAGGAUUAACGGGUAACAAAGUCUUAUCCCAUGGAUCCUCCAAGUCCUCAAACCAUACUAAAAAAAACUCCGGUUGCCAAGGAUUUUAUGGCAAGGCUAGAGUCUGAUGAAAAUCGGGAACUACAAGACAUCUCUAAUUUUACUCGAAACUUCAGAAACAAUAAUAAUGAAGAGAUCCUUAGUCCAAAAAGAAAAAAAUAUAAAAUGCAAGCAACAAGUUCCCCCAAAAAUUAUGAAAAUGUCUUAAACAAGGAUUCAGAAAUCGAGGAAGAAGAAAAUGUUAAUAUACCAAUAUCAACUUUAAAAUCAAUAUUAUUUGAAAUAAAAGAGUUAAAAAAGGGACAGGAAAAAAUAUUAGAAGUUAUAAAUCAAUUUGGAAAUGCAAAAAGUACUAGCACAGCUGUCAUAAAAGAAGUUCAAAAAUUGAAUCUUCCUCUGCAAACAGUUGAACAAUUUCAUAGCCUUAUAAAUGAUGAGAAAGCAUUGACUAUUUUGGAAAAAUAUUUUGUUCUCCUCGGAGGGUUCAACAUAUCAAAUGCCUUGGAUGGUUUUUUAAAAGCAAGCGUGACAGACAAAUUAAUAAAGUCAUCUUUCACGUGGAAAGAGGGAGAUAAAAAAAUUCGAUUCCGGGAAACAGCUUUGAGUCUAAAAUAUUAUGGUGCUCUCCGGAAAAUUGAAAAUUUCAAAAAUAUUUCAGUUAAAGACUACGAAUUAGAGAUGUCAAAGAUUAUAAAAAAUGCACAGCAGCGACAUUAUAUGUCUGAGCACAGAAAGGAGCACGGAAAUGUCAAUGCUUUGGAGAAGUCACGCGCUGAAAAUCUGCUUGCUGCUAAGUAUGCGGCGGCUAGCAUGACCUGAUUACACGUAAAUCAUAUAAUAUAAUUUUUUGUAAUAAAACAAUAUAUAUUAUCUUAUAUAAUAAAACAUUAAUACAUA
Messenger RNA from Solenopsis invicta (red fire ant), 1337 nucleotides. RefSeq lists its product as uncharacterized. The record is from RefSeq and is a predicted model, not a curated record. The transcript is spliced from 6 exons. NCBI's taxonomy places the organism in Eukaryota, Metazoa, Arthropoda, Insecta, Hymenoptera, Formicidae. The coding region runs from base 432 to 1259 and encodes 275 amino acids.